CGCGUCUUUCAAAGCGGCAUAUCCAUCGGUAAACCUUUCUCUGUGAGCGAUGCCGCGCGAGAUCAUCACUCUGCAAGCGGGCCAAUGCGGCAACCAGAUCGGCAUGGAGUUCUGGAAGCAGCUAUGCGUGGAGCACGGCAUCUCAGCCGACGGUAUCGUGCAGGACUUUGCCACGUCGGGCAACGACCGCAAGGACGUUUUCUUCUAUCAGGCUGACGACGAGCAUUACAUCCCCCGAGCGCUGCUCAUGGACCUGGAACCGCGCGUUAUCAACAGUAUUAGCACGUCAACCUUUAGGAACUUAUACAACCCAGAGAACUUCUUCGUUUCCAAGGAGGGAGGCGGUGCAGGAAACAACUGGGCGUCCGGAUAUCACCAAGGAGAGGAACAUCAUGACCAGCUAAUGGAGAUGAUCGACCGAGAAGCUGACGGCUCAGACAGUCUUGAGGGCUUCGUGCUGUGUCACUCUAUUGCUGGAGGCACGGGCUCCGGUAUGGGCUCGUACCUACUGGAGAAUCUCAAUGACCACUUCCCCAAGAAGCUCAUCCAGACGUACUCAGUCUUCCCUAACCAGUCGGAUUUCCAGAGUGACGUGGUGGUGCAGCCAUACAACUCUCUACUGACAAUGAAGAGAUUGGUGCUCAAUGCAGACUCUGUGGUUGUACUGGACAACACAGCAUUGAACAGGAUCGCAGUGGAGAGACUGCGAGUCGAGAACCCCACGGUCUCCCAGUUGAAUUCGUUGGUGUCUACCGUCAUGGCUGCCAGCACAACGACGCUGAGAUAUCCUGGGUAUAUGAACAACGACCUCAUUGGUCUAGUAGCGUCGCUAAUUCCGACCCCACGCUGCCACUUUUUGAUGACCGGGUACACCCCAUUAACAAUCGAUGCACAAGUGUCAGCAGUGAGAAAGACGACGGUACUGGACGUGAUGCGACGUCUACUACAGCCCAAGAACAUCAUGGUAAGCACGUCGACCAAGACGGGCUGUUACAUCUCGAUUCUGAACAUUAUUCAGGGAGAUGUGGACCCCACUCAAGUGCACAAGUCGCUGCAGCGUAUUCGUGAACGCAAGCUGGCUCGAUUUAUUCCGUGGGGCCCUGCAUCGAUCCAAGUGGCGUUGUCGCGCAAGUCUCCGUACGUGGAGACUGCACACAAAGUGAAUGGCCUUAUGUUGGCCAACCACACGAGCAUCGGCGCAUUGUUCCACAAGCUACUACUGCAGUAUGACCGCCUUAAGAAACAUGGAGCUUUCAUUGAGAACUACCGGAAGGAGCCAAUGUUCGCGGAAAACCUGGACGAGUUCGACAAUGCACGUGAAGUGGUGCAGAAUUUGGUGGACGAGUACAAGGCCAGCGAACGCGCCGACUACGCCACGUGGGGACAGCCACCAGCCAGCAGCGCUAUGGAAGACGUCCGUAUGUCCCAUUAGAUAGCGCGUUUCUAACCCAUUUCUAAGUAGGACCACUGUGGUCUAUUUAACGUUUCCACUUAUUCUUCUUAUGUCAGUA
Molecule: messenger RNA, 1511 nt
Organism: Phytophthora nicotianae INRA-310
Lineage: Eukaryota; Oomycota; Peronosporomycetes; Peronosporales; Peronosporaceae
Product: tubulin gamma chain
Exons: 1
Coding region: 50-1432 (460 amino acids)
Biological process (GO): cytoplasmic microtubule organization; mitotic spindle organization; mitotic cell cycle
Cellular component (GO): centrosome; spindle; gamma-tubulin complex
Molecular function (GO): GTP binding; structural constituent of cytoskeleton
Source: RefSeq, a predicted model, not a curated record